AUGGGGGAGUCACCCGACACCAUGGACGACUAUAUGAGAAUGUCCGAAAGAACCGCAAGAGAGAGUUUGUAUACAUUGUCAAGGGGUGUUGUUGAAACUUUUGGAGAUGUGUAUUUGCGGAAACCUUCGUUGCAUGAUUUGCAAGAAUUGUAUGCGGCGCAUGAAGAACGUCAUGGGUUUCCCGGAAUGAUCGGAAGCAUUGAUUGCACACACUGGAAAUGGAAAAAUUGUCCGGUAGCAUGGAAAGGGCAAUACGCAAGUGGUCAUCACGGAUCACCUACAUUGGUGUUAGAGGCUGUCGCUUCUCAAGAUUUAUGGAUUUGGCAUGCAUUUUUUGGGGUUGCGGGUUCCAACAACGACGUCAACGUUCUUGAUCAGUCGCCAAUAUUCGACGAUCUUUUGAACGGAAAAGCCCCGGAUGCUCCUUUCACGGUGAAUGGAAACGAAUACAAAUAUGGCUAUUACCUUACAGAUGGAAUAUAUCCUCAGUAUUCCACAUUCGUGAAGGCAUUCCGCCACCCGGUUGAAGAACGAGACAAAUUUUUAAGAGAAGACAAGAAGGAGCACUGGUUGCGGUGGCAGGUGUGUGGUGGUGGAAACAGUGGCGAACAUGAUGGUGGAAGAGGUCAUAGAUGUGGUGGUGGUGGCGGCGCGGUAGUGUUGUUGGUGGGCGGCGAAGGUGUUGGUAACGAUGGCGGUGUUGAAGAUGGCAGUGGUGGUGAUGGUGGUGUGGUAGGGGUAGUGAGAUGGUGCUGGUGGUGGCGGAUAAGAAUCGAAGUGGUGGAUUAA
This is a messenger RNA of Lactuca sativa (garden lettuce), 789 nucleotides long. RefSeq lists its product as uncharacterized. NCBI's taxonomy places the organism in Eukaryota, Viridiplantae, Streptophyta, Magnoliopsida, Asterales, Asteraceae. The record is from RefSeq and is a predicted model, not a curated record.